Brassica oleracea var. oleracea is the source of this 1033-nucleotide messenger RNA. Its product is annotated as probable CCR4-associated factor 1 homolog 7. The coding region runs from base 152 to 982 and encodes 276 amino acids. The transcript has 2 exons. The record is from RefSeq and is a predicted model, not a curated record. Gene Ontology annotation, cellular component: P-body; CCR4-NOT core complex; CCR4-NOT complex. Gene Ontology annotation, molecular function: nucleic acid binding; poly(A)-specific ribonuclease activity. NCBI's taxonomy places the organism in Eukaryota, Viridiplantae, Streptophyta, Magnoliopsida, Brassicales, Brassicaceae.
UCUUCGAUAAACCACCACAAUCCUCUGAAACCCUAACCUGUACAAUAGCCGCCUUGUCUAGAAACAUCUUUUCGACCUGUAUUGAUUUCAAGAAAUAAUGAAACCGAAUCAGAUCUCGCUCUAGAUCUGUUCACAAUCAUCAAUCACCAUCAUGUCGCUGCUUCUAAAAGACGACUCGAUCCAAAUCCGCGAGGUAUGGCACGACAACCUCGAAUCAGAAAUGGCUCUGAUUCGCGACAUCGUCGACGACUUCCCUUUCGUCGCGAUGGACACGGAGUUCCCCGGUAUCGUCUGCAGACCGGUCGGAACAUUCAAAACCAACACCGAGUACCACUACGAGACACUGAGAACGAACGUCAACUUGCUCAAGAUGAUCCAGCUCGGUCUCACCUUCUCCGACGAGAGAGGAAACCUCCCGACCUGCGGUCCCGACGACAAGAAGUACUGCAUCUGGCAGUUCAACUUCCGCGAGUUCGAUCUCUCCUCCGACAUCUUCGCACACGACUCCAUCGAGCUUCUCCGCCAGUCGGGGAUCGAUUUCGAUAAUAAUAAACGAAACGGCGUCGAUUCGAGGCGAUUCGCGGAGCUUCUGAUGUCUUCGGGGAUUGUGUUGAAUGAGAAUGUUCACUGGGUUACGUUCCACAGCGGGUACGAUUUCGGUUACUUGUUGAAGCUGUUGACGUGUCAGGAUCUGCCGGAGACUCAAGUGGGAUUCUUUGAGAUGAUCAGAGUUUAUUUCCCGAGGGUUUACGACAUUAAGCACUUGAUGAAGUUCUGUAAUAGUCUCCACGGUGGUCUGAACAAGUUGGCGGAGCUGCUUGAGGUUGAGCGAGUUGGGAUUUGUCACCAGGCGGGGUCCGAUAGUUUGUUAACUUCGUGUACAUUCAGGAAGCUGCAGGAGAAUUUCUUCAUUGGUUCCAUGGAGAAGUACUCUGGUGUUUUGUAUGGGUUAGGUGUUGAAAAUGUUCAGAGUGUUCACUGAAAUAAAAGGAAAUAAUUCUUGUUUGUUAAAAUUAAAGGUUUUGUUUAGAUU